AUGAAGACAUUUGGUAACUUCAUCUCAUUUGCUCCGUUUUCAUCACAUAAAUUCACAUAUCAUUGCUCCUCUUUUUUUUUUAAACACCGCCUGAACAAUUAUUCAAAGGUAAGAGCAAGCUUCAAACCUAGCUCCCUCACGAAUACUAUGCACCAAACUGGGCUACAACUACAAAUCACAUUGGAGAAACGAAUCCUGCGUAAAUGGAAAGUUUUACAAUAUUUGUUCUCCAGGGAUCUCAGUGAAAGAAAGAAGUGGCUAGAUAUAAAAAAUUUCCCACUGCACCCUGAAAAUGAGACGAUACAUAUGCACUUUUGGUUCUUGGUUGCACUUUUGGUUCUCGGUUGGUGCGACAUACCCGUUGUGGUGACAAAAGAAGCAAUGAAGAUCCUUAAUUAG
Molecule: messenger RNA, 399 nt
Organism: Vicia faba (fava bean)
Lineage: Eukaryota; Viridiplantae; Streptophyta; Magnoliopsida; Fabales; Fabaceae
Source: the annotation of a GenBank genome assembly